UUACACUGCACCACCGAUCUCCAAUCCCCAAUCUCCAGUCUCCAUCCAGACCCUUUCCUUGCGCCUCUCCCGCUCCCGUCCCCGUUCAGCGUCAUCUCUUUUUGUGUUUGUUUUUCCGCACCAUGGCGCGCCUCCAUCUCCCCUCUCACAUCAUCCCUCUGCAUCGCCUCUGGCUGUUCCCCCUAAUAGCGGGCACGAGCUGGUUUCUCACGCUGGCGGCUCUGCUAUUGACCUGGAUCGGGCGCGGGUGCCCGCGGUAUCCGGGGCAGAAGAAUCCUUAUGUGGCUUUCAUAUCCGACAUCGCCGCCUUCCAGCUAAAACCGCUCUUCCUCCUCGGCGGCACCACAACCGCGCUCUUCUUCAUCGCCACGCUCCUCGCCGUGCACUUCGCGCGCUACGACCCGCGCAUGUACGGCAUCGACGACGCGGCGUGGAAGAUGCGGGCCUCCGUGCUCGCCAUGUGCAGCGGCGUGGUCGCGGGGCUCGGGCUGGUUCUGCUCGCGGUGCUGGACACGUUCCGCUUCCACGAAGAGCAUGCGGUGCUGCUGCUGGUGUGCUGCGGGGGGCUGGUGGUCAGCAUGGUGGGGACGACGGUGGUGUAUUGGGAGCAGGCGUGGGGGGCGUCGCCGUUUCGCGGGUUGAGGGUUUAUUGCAUAGCGAGCGCGCUUACCGUGUUCCUUGAUUUUGGCCUGGGUGUCUCAUUCUAUACCCUCAUGCAGCUGUAUUACUGGAAGGCCUCUGGUAUUCUGGAGUGGGUUAUGGCGUUCACGGGAGCUAUCUAUCUCUGGGCUUUUGUGGGGUUCGUGAGCGUGCCUGAGGAGGGGAUCGAUGAGGCCGAGAGAAGAGCGUUGUUGAGAGGCGUGGCAAGAUAGCGAGAGCAGUACAUCGAG
Trematosphaeria pertusa is the source of this 890-nucleotide messenger RNA. RefSeq lists its product as uncharacterized. Lineage: Eukaryota; Fungi; Ascomycota; Dothideomycetes; Pleosporales; Trematosphaeriaceae. The transcript has 3 exons. Bases 123 to 872 code for a protein of 249 amino acids. The record is from RefSeq and is a predicted model, not a curated record.